Sclerotinia sclerotiorum 1980 UF-70 is the source of this 114-nucleotide messenger RNA. RefSeq lists its product with no specific name. Bases 1 to 114 code for a protein of 37 amino acids. The transcript has 2 exons. Lineage: Eukaryota; Fungi; Ascomycota; Leotiomycetes; Helotiales; Sclerotiniaceae. The record is from RefSeq and is a predicted model, not a curated record.
AUGGCCGCUACAGGCCUUUCUACUGGUACUCAAAGGACAACCCAACAACAUCCUCCAGCCAAAACUUUCCAUCGUUUCUACAACUUCCCACCAGAGCUUCGCUGUAUGGUAUAA